Molecule: messenger RNA, 948 nt
Organism: Camelus dromedarius (Arabian camel)
Lineage: Eukaryota; Metazoa; Chordata; Mammalia; Artiodactyla; Camelidae
Product: olfactory receptor 4A5
Exons: 1
Coding region: 1-948 (315 amino acids)
Biological process (GO): G protein-coupled receptor signaling pathway
Cellular component (GO): plasma membrane
Molecular function (GO): G protein-coupled receptor activity; olfactory receptor activity
Source: RefSeq, a predicted model, not a curated record
AUGGGACAUAGCAACAAUCUAACAGAAUUUGUUCUGCUGGGCCUCACUCAGAAUCCUGAGAGGCAAAAAGCAUUAUUUGUCUUGUUUUUGCUCAUCUACGUUGUGACGAUGGUGGGUAACCUGCUCAUUAUGGCGACUGUCUUUGCCAGCCCCUCCCUGGGCUCCCCCAUGUACUUCUUCCUUGCUUGUCUGUCCCUCAUGGAUGCGGUUUACUCCACUGUCAUUUCACCCAAGUUGAUUAGAGACUUACUCUGUGGUAAAAAGACAAUCUCCUUCUCAGUUUGCAUGGGACAGCUCUUCCUAGAACAUUUAUUUGGGGGCUCUGAGGUCUUCCUCUUGGUGGUGAUGGCCUAUGAUCGCUACGUGGCCAUCUGUAAGCCACUGCACUACUUGACCAUCAUGAAUCGGCAGGUUUGCAUCCUGUUGCUGGUGGUGGCCUGGGUCGGAGGUUUCCUGCACUCCGUGGUUCAGCUUCUCUUUGUCUACAACCUCCCCUUCUGUGGCCCCAAUGUCAUUAACCACUUCAUCUGUGACAUGUACCCAUUGUUGGAACUUGCCUGUACUGACACUCACCUUGUGGGUUUCACUGUGGUUGCCAAUGGUGGAGCAAUCUGUAUGGUCAUAUUCAUCCUUCUACUAACAUCCUAUGGGGUCAUCCUAAAUUCCCUUAAAACUCACAGUCAGGAAGGGAGGCGCAAAGGCCUGUCUACCUGCAGUUCCCACAUCACAGUCGUGGUCCUCUUCUUCGUUCCCUGUAUUUUCAUGUAUGUGAGACCUGUUUCCAACUUUCCCAUUGAUAAAUCCAUAACUGUGGUUUACACUGUCAUCACUCCCAUGUUGAACCCUUUAAUAUACACCUUGAGAAAUUCAGAGAUGAAAAGUGCGAUGGCAAAACUCUGGGAUAAAAAGUUAACUAUGGGUAGAAUCAGAAUGUGCCAUGCACACUGA